AUGCCCUUUGUGCCCUGUGCGGCGUCACCUCAUCAUGCCCUUCCUGUGGCUUGUGCCUUGAUCUUCUCCUGGCUGCUGCUCCUGGUGCAUGCUGCUUUUGGGCAGAAACCUGCCAAGCUUCCCCUGGUGGGCCGCAAGCCCUUUCUGGCUGCAUGGAAUGCCCCCUUGGACAUGUGCACCCUCAAGUACAAUGUCAACUUCAGUCUGGACAUGUUUCACAUCAGCGGCAGUCCAAGGGCUGUGCACACAGGCCAGAACGUCACCAUCUUCUAUGCCAAUCGCCUGGGCCACUACCCAUUCUAUACGGAGCAGGGCGUACCCAUUAACGGGGGCCUUCCACAGAACUGCAGCCUAGAAGCACACCUCCACAAAGCACGGCGUGACAUUGACCAUUUCAUCCCUGGAGAAGACUUCAACGGCUUGGCCGUCAUCGACUGGGAAUACUGGAGGCCCCAGUGGAGUCGCAACUGGCACAAGAAAGACAUUUACCGGCGCCGUUCACGUGAGCUGGUCUCACAAGCCUACGUCAAUGUGACGGAGGAACAGGUGGAGGAGUUGGCGCGCCAACGGUUUGAGAGGAGCGCUAUGGCAUUCAUGCAGGGCACGCUGCAGCUGGGCACACAGACCCGCCCCAACGGCCUCUGGGGCUUCUACCUUUAUCCUGACUGCCACAACUACAAUAUCCAUACACACAACUACAGUGGUUCCUGCCCCCUGCUGGAGAGUCUACGUAAUGACCAGCUGCUUUGGCUGUGGAACAGCAGCACGGCUCUCUUCCCAGCCCUGGCCGUUCGCAAAGGUCACGCAGACAGCAUACGCAACCUUCACUUUUCCCAGAACAGGAUACGGGAGUCUCUCCGAUUGGCCUCGCUGACCUCUCUGCCCUAUGACCUUCCCACAUACGUCUACACACGUCUAGGAUACCGUGAUGAGGCCAUGGCCUUUCUUACAGCAAAGGACCUGGUACACACUAUAGGGGAAAGUGCUGCUUUAGGUGCUGCUGGAUUUGUGAUAUGGGGAGACCUUAACCUUACCUCUUCUAGACACAACUGUUCCAAAGUGAAGGCCUUUUUGAACCACAGACUGGGUCAGUACAUCAUCAACGUGACCCGAGCAGCAGAGGUGUGCAGCGAUUUCCUCUGCCAGUCUAAUGGUCGCUGUGUCCGUAAAGACCCUGAGGCUCCACACUACCUCCAUCUCAGUCGGCCCAGCUAUCGUAUCCUGUCCAACCGAAACGGCACCUUCACUGUCACCGGGUGUCACUCCCAACAGGAGCUAGAGCAGCUCAGUGACAGAUUCCACUGCCACUGUUACCAAGGAUACGCAGGCCAACACUGUGACAGCCUGGAGAGGCCUGAGGAAGAGGAGGAUAAGAAGCAGGAGGAGGAAAAAGGAGGAGAGAAGGAAGUUGAAAGCUCUGCUGCACAGUCUGGGAGCAAGCUGGUUCUCCUUUUGCUUCUCCUCACUCUCUCCUUUUGUUACGUUUGA
Messenger RNA from Chanos chanos (milkfish), 1488 nucleotides. RefSeq names its product hyaluronidase 4 (gene hyal4). NCBI's taxonomy places the organism in Eukaryota, Metazoa, Chordata, Actinopteri, Gonorynchiformes, Chanidae. The coding region runs from base 1 to 1488 and encodes 495 amino acids. Gene Ontology annotation, molecular function: hyalurononglucosaminidase activity. Gene Ontology annotation, cellular component: cytoplasmic vesicle. Gene Ontology annotation, biological process: hyaluronan catabolic process; carbohydrate metabolic process. The transcript is spliced from 4 exons. The record is from RefSeq and is a predicted model, not a curated record.